AAAAGAAAUAUUAAAUAUUAUCAAUAUUUAAAACUUUAUAAAUGGUAAACUCCAGCUUCCGCUAACUGUCGUAUAUGAGAAUCCAAACACACCGAAAGUGGGACAAAACAGCACGGUAUUAAAGUGUUCGCAUGGACCGAGCUGCAGUCAUCAAUCUCUCAUCAUCUCAUCAGUCACACACUUUAAUAACAGCACACACACUCUCACACUGAUAUUGUUAAGCCUGUAGUGUUCUCCUCGUUUUCCUGUUUCUGACCUGUUUGUUGACUACUUAUUCCUCACCUCCUCAUGGGUCAGGUAGAGAAUGGAAAUGUCCUUCAAGAUGGUUUAACGUUUAACUGGUCACAGACUGGAGGACAGAGAAGUGAGCAUCAGUUUGAGUAGUGAGAAGCACCCAGUGCACUUGAUGCUGCGUUUAUUUUUUAAGGUUGUGUGAGUCCAUUUGAGUGUUUACAGACACUUUUUGUUGGCUUUUGAAACUGAUAACAUGAGGUUGAAUGUACACAACACAAACUAACUACAGCUCUGCCGAGAGUUUUUAAGUGUGACUGAAAGACUUUAUGUCAAAGACCAUUGUGAAAUGAAACCACUUCCUGUGUAGCCUGAACACUUUUGUAAACGUUAAUAAACAUUUCAAAGACAACUGCUCAUCUGUGAAGACGUACUGUCCGAUAAAGUGAGAGAUGGAUUUAGAAGCUAUUUAUCAAAAUAUUGAUCGCAGAGAUACUGAGAGCACAACUGGAGCUCAAACUCAGAGUCACGGCCGGGAUGAAGGAAAAGAUCUCCAGCACAGAGGAAGUAGACGUUUGGUGUUGAUCUCAGUGGGUCUCGGGCUCAUUUGUGUUCUUCUGCUGGUCUUCAUCAUACUGCUCAACAUCACCAUCACAGCAGAGAGAGACCUGACAAAUGGUUACAAGAACACAGUUGAAGAGCUCAGUCAAACCAUCAACAGCUUACAGGACAAACACACUGAUCUAACACAGAAGAACCUGGAGCUGGAGACCAAAGUAAAAGAUCUCACUGCUGAGAAAAACCAGUUACAGAGAGAUUUUGAUUCUUUGAACAAGAAGGGUCCAGUUUGUUUCUUCAUGUCCACUGAGUUGAGCUGGUCUGACAGCAGACAGUACUGCAGGGAUCGUGGAGCUGAUCUGGUCAUUAUCAACACUGAAGAGAAGCAGAGGUUCAUAUCUUCAUUAGUCAGUGAGAGAGUGUGGAUUGGUUUGUCUGACUCAGAGAACGAGGGCGUCAUGAAAUGGGUGGAUAAUUCACCACUGAAACAAGGGUUUUGGCUCAAAGAUCAGCCAAACGACAGUGGAAAUCAGGACUGUAUUGAACUGAAUUAUGAAAGAGAGAAGCCAGGAUGGUCACCACUGAACAGCUGGAAUGAUUUUUCAUGCUCUGUGAAGAAAAAGGGGAUUUGCGAGAAAUAGGGUUCAUCUCGUCUUUUGGUUUUGCUUUUAUUAUCUAAUAUAAUCAUUCUAAUUGUAAUCACAUAUGUUCUGAUUGAGAUCCCUGCCUUUGAAAUUUGUUAGAAGGAAAAUGUGAAAAUGUAAUUUUCUUAUUGUUAUAAUAAUCUUUGUUUCUCAUGAUGUGAAUUUGGUGAUCUAGGACACAAAACCUCUGAUGUAUUCAUGUUUUGCUGCAUCACAAGCAGCUCUAUAUUAAUAUGAUCUUAGUUCAACUGUUAUCAUGAUCUCAUGUGUUGAUCUUAAGUGUUGAGGAGACAAUCACAGUAAACUACAGAAGUCUAAAGUGUCCAGAUUACUCUUAAUCACCUUCUUACUCUUAU
Molecule: messenger RNA, 1789 nt
Organism: Carassius auratus (goldfish)
Lineage: Eukaryota; Metazoa; Chordata; Actinopteri; Cypriniformes; Cyprinidae
Product: CD209 antigen-like protein C
Exons: 4
Coding region: 684-1430 (248 amino acids)
Source: RefSeq, a predicted model, not a curated record